AUGCUGGCUGAGAUUAAAUUGCUCAAGGCCACGGCUCAUCAAGUUUGUGUUUGGAUACCUGAUGGUGUUUUGUCUCUCCUGCGUCUCCAGCACGAUCAGCUGUACACAUGGGCAGCCGUCUGUCAGCCGCCUCCGUCUCUGGAGAGUCUGGAGGGACACCUGAAGAACCUGUGGCCCCUGACCAGACCCGGAGCCCAGGACCGGCCCCAACCCAAAUACACAGAGGAUGGUAUGGAGGAGUCUGUGAUAAAGACGGUGCAUCUGAAGCAAGAGCACGUCUGCGUGAUCGAGCAGCUGGAGCAGACCAUCGAAGACCUGCGCAGUAAGAUCGCCGAGCUGGAGAAACAGCAGCCCCUGCUGGAGCGGGAGGUGCUGCUGACGCAGGACCAGGAGUGCGGAGCAGAGGAGCGCCUCCUCCCGGACGUCUGCCAUGUGGACCUGCAGACGGAGAACACUGCGCUGCUGCUGCUGGAGGCCAAAUCGGUGCAGACGUCUCCCAUGGAGGAGAGCUUUAGGUUUAAAGUGCCUCCUGUGGAGGCGCAGGGGCCCGGGAGGAGUGACUCCUCGCUGCCAUCAGAAACUGAAAAUGCUUCUCAAGCAUUUGUGUGCAUAUGCCAGCAGCUGCCGGGCGCUUCGGUGCCUCCUCCACCACCACCUCUUCCUCCAUCCGGGAUAAUCCAGUGCACGAGAAGCUCAGAUUUAUGUCUGUUUCUGUCUGCGGCGUUCGUCUGCUUUUCAUCAUGCCUGUCUCUGUCUCCGCAGGAGGAGUCUGUGAUAAAGACGGUGCAUCUGAAGCAAGAGCACGUCUGCGUGAUCGAGCAGCUGGAGCAGACCAUCGAAGACCUGCGCAGUAAGAUCGCCGAGCUGGAGAAACAGCAGCCCCUGCUGGAGCGGGAGGUGCUGCUGACGCAGGACCAGGAGUGCGGAGCAGAGGAGCGCCUCCUCCCGGACGUCUGCCAUGUGGACCUGCAGACGGAGAACACUGCGCUGCUGCUGCUGGAGGCCAAAUCGGUGCAGACGUCUCCCAUGGAGGAGAGCUUUAGGUUUAAAGUGCCUCCUGUGGAGGCGCAGGGGCCCGGGAGGAGUGACUCCUCGCUGCCAUCAGAAACUGAAAAUGCUUCUCAAGCAUUUGUGUGCAUAUGCCAGCAGCUGCCGGGCGCUUCGGUGCCUCCUCCACCACCACCUCUUCCUCCAUCCGGGAUGUGUGCACCACCUCCUCCACCUCCACUUCCAGGAAUGAGCGCUCUUUCUGCUCCACCUCCUCUCCCAUGCAGUUCAUUUCCUCCUCCUCCACCUCCUCUACCAGGAGUGGUUACACCUCCUCCUGCGCCUCCUCUACCAGGAGUGGUUGCACCUCCUCCUGCGCCUCCUCUACCAGGAGUGGUUACACCUCCUCCUGUGCCUCCUCUACCAGGAAUGGUUGCACCUCCUCUACCAGGAAUGGUUGCACCUCCUCCUGCGCCUCCUCUACCAGGAAUGGGUGCACCUCCUCCUGCGCCUCCUUUACCAGGAAUGGGUGCACCUCCUCCUGCGCCUCCUCUACCAGGAAUGGGUGCGCCUCCUCCUCCGCCUCCUCUGCCAGGUGUAUCUGCGCCGCCUCCAGGAACAGCUCCUCCUCCACCUCCUCCUCCUCCAGGUCCUCCGCCGUUGGCUCCUGGUCCUCCUCUGGCCUUCGGUUUGGGUUCUCUGCCUCCGCCGCUCCCGCUGGGUCUGUACGCAUUAGGAGUUCCGCAGGAGAAACCGCCUCGCAAAAGCUUGGUGGAGCCACCGAGACCAAUGAAACCGCUGUACUGGACCCGAAUACAGCUGCACACCAAAAAGGACUCUCAUGCUCUCGUGUGGGAGAAGAUCGAAGAGCCAUCCGUGGAUUUUGACGAGUUUGUCGAUCUCUUCUCCAAAACUGCAGUGAAAGAGAAGAAGAAGCCUCUUUCAGACACGAUCAGCAGGUCAAAGACCAAGCAGGUGGUGAAGCUGCUGAACACCAAGCGUUCUCAGGCCGUGGGGAUCCUGAUGUCCAGUUUACAUCUCGACAUGAAGGACAUUCAGCACGCGAUCCUGAAUCUGGAUAACACUGUGGUUGAUCUGGAGACGUUACAGGCGCUCUAUGAGAACGGCCUCAGGCAUGAAGGAAUCCUCAGAUCAUGCCAAACAUGUAAUGCACAAACCUUCAUAUAUGCUGAGGAGAAUAAAAGCAUUUACAAUCCAGAAUCAUGUAGUACAUAUGACACAUCACAGUGUUGAUCGGCGUGAUUCUCC
Sinocyclocheilus grahami is the source of this 2256-nucleotide messenger RNA. RefSeq names its product formin-2-like. Gene Ontology annotation, biological process: cortical actin cytoskeleton organization. NCBI's taxonomy places the organism in Eukaryota, Metazoa, Chordata, Actinopteri, Cypriniformes, Cyprinidae. The transcript has 9 exons. The record is from RefSeq and is a predicted model, not a curated record. Gene Ontology annotation, cellular component: cytoplasm; cytoskeleton. Bases 1 to 2241 code for a protein of 746 amino acids. Gene Ontology annotation, molecular function: actin filament binding.